CACAAAAAUACAAAAAAAAAAAUUGUAGUUUAAGUCUUAAAAGAUCCACAAAAAAAACCAAAACUUGAAAAAAAAAAUCCUUCAUUGCAGUCCGAGCAAUGGGUUUGGAUGAAAACUAUCACCAUCGUAUAUUGGAUGAUAAUGCGGCAAUGAUUGAAACACCGCUCGUCGGUCCACUAAACUCGCAUGUUCGUCAGCAUUUUAAAACAGCUUUAUAUCCAUACAAUAUAACAACGGCGAGUGGAGGUGCUGGAUAUUCUUAUAACAUUGAUGAUGAGCAUGGAAAUGGAAAUGGAAUCAGCAGUUAUGAAAAAAAUUCCGACGAUAUUGAGACUGAUGAGUCCCAUCCAAUACAUUUCCAGAGUACCUGCCACAUAGCGCUAGACGCAUGCCGCGACGAAUCUUCAUGCUCAACGUCCCUCCAAACUGUUAUUCAUCAUUGCGACAUUGAUCGCUGUAAUAAGCCAGCAUGCAUGGAGUCACUACAAACAUUUUAUCGUGAUAAUUCACAUGAAGACUUGAGUCUGGACGCAGCACUGUGCCUUUGUCGAAAGACAUCGUCGCGUCAUGACUCGUGCAUGUUGGCUAAGGAGAAACUUCAUCCACUUUGUGCUCAACGACCGCCGGAUGGGUCGAGUACGGUAGCAACUACUAAUGGUGCUUAUAAUAUGCUGCCUGCUUGUCAUACGCUUGCGGAUUUGUGUAAAGAAGAUCCAGAUUGCAGGUCGAGGCUAGAAUUUUUCGAGCAGUCAUGUGCAGUCGAUAGUGUGACAAAGAAAUGUGCAGGGAAAAUGAGUAAUUGUCGAAUAGCACUGCUAGGCAUCAUGGGAACACCAUUAAGGUCACUUUGUGCCUGUCAAGGAAGUGAUCUUCAGCAAUUGUAUGAAUGUUUAGGAUGGCAGCGACUGUUAUGGCUCAAUCCAUGUGUUGUUGAGGUUCAAAAAGACUUUCAUAUGAAGCGAUUGGCUGAAUUAGGAUUAUUAAUUACGACAACAACAACAACCACACAACGAACAACGACCACAACAACUUCAACAACAUCAACAACAACCACAACAACACCCGCACCUAUUCGUAUUACAUUUAGAGAAAGACUGCAAACUUCUGUGCCACAAACUCCUCCGCCGGAGAUUAUCUAUCAUCGUCCAGUAUCGAACGAGGACUUUGACAACAACUACAUUGAAGGCGAGGAAGUUGUGGACGAGAACUUCAUCGAUGACAAUAAAAAUGAGGAAUUUUAUGGCAUCACAACCGAGAUGCUAGGAAUGGAAGUCGCUACUAUAGCCCCAAUGACAACAACAGUUGAGACGACGACGAUUCCGUUGAGAUAUUGUGUCGUACAACGGCCUCAUACUCCAGAACAAUUUAUUCCUGAAGGACAGAGCAAGCGGCUUUACAUUAUGGAUGAUGCGGAGUGCAGUGAGUUAUGUUCGUGUAGCGUUGAGUCACUGGCGUUGUCAUGUCAUGCACUUUGUGUGCCAUUGGUGCCGUGUAGGACGUCAUUGGCAUUCUACAGCCACACAUCACCAGCAUAUCAAGCCUUCCGAGGACGAUGUCUAUGUUACUCGGGACGAUUUAUCUGCAUGCGUCCUCCACCUGGUGACUAUAAGCUUCCAGGCGGCGUAUUUUUAUUGUUAGGUUACAGCUCAACUGAUGAGGCACUUUUGAGGCCACACACGAAUCUAGGUGUACAGGAUGCUGUUAGGGCAUUACAGCAAUAUAUUGUGCUGCACAUCAAUAAUCAUACUCAAUGCACGCUUUCACUGUUCAACAUCACCGAUGAGAAUAUAAUUCUGUCCGUACGGUUGCCAUAUGACCAAAAAUUCACCACCAUUGAUAUGCUGAAGCGGGAGAAGCAAUUCUGCACAUCAAUACUAGAGACAGUAAGUCAUCAAAUAAAUACAGAAUAUGAUGAGCUUACGGCCCACCGCUUACUAAGCAUUUUUAAGAUGGCUGAGGUGCAAGUUAUAUGGCCCGAUCUAAAUGGUGCUGGCUCAGCAAAACAUGUCAAUUUACUACUCCUCAUCAUCGCCACAUUCAUAUGCUGCACAAUGGAACUAUCACAUCAAAUGUUGUCGUCGUCUAGAACGUGACGUUCAAUAUCGCUUGGAUUUUCAGUUUCGGGAUCAUUUAGAUGAAGAAAUAGAAAUUUUUUGUGGGUGUAUGUGUGAGCUUGUGUGUGUGUGAGUGAAGUUAUUAUUAUGGUUAGGGAUAUGGCAUGCAUCAUACGCGCAUAUAUAAAUAUAGUCAUUAUUGUAUCCGCAGACUAUAUUAUCAUAGGGAUAUCGUAGGAUUUGUUAAUAAUUUAAAUGCGAUGUGAAAGUGAAAUCAGAAUUUAAUUUAAAGAUUUUUUUAGAUAUUUGAGGUAUUUUGAGGUUAGUUUUGGAAGGUUUUGAUGGGUUUGGAGGUUAAAGUUUGGUCCUACAACCCUGGAAUCCUUUAAAGGGUCCUCAAAAGAACUCUAGAUUCUAAUGAUUAGUAGCUUGGUGCCCCCUGAUUGACAACCAGGGGGAUAACAGGUUUGUGGGAGGGAUUGGUUCAAUUUAAUCUAAUUUUACAACAUUUAAUACAAAAUAUUGACAAAAUAAAGUCAAAUUAAGAAAAUAUGAGGUAAAAAUGUUACCUAAAAAUAUUUCUCAUGAAGUUGUUGUCCCCCUGGCAUCAAUUAAGGCAACGCCAAUAAAAACCCUCCAAAAAACACCUCAAAAAUGCUUGAAACAUUUUCCAUAUUUUUUUAUACCAAAAAUACUGACACACAUCUCCGAUUAUGUCCAUAAAAGCUUCUCAAUGUUGCAAUUUAACAAGAUUAAUGGCAGCUUUAUCAGUUGUCAAGUGAGUUGACGAUGUUAAAAUUAAACUCAAUUGACGGUGUGACGAGGUUUAUUGAGGUUAAAAAAUGUUAAAUUAAGGAUUUUUAUUCAAUUUAAACUUAUUUUUCUCGAAAAUUUAAUUAAAUAUGAUUUUAAAUUUUUUUCAUUGAAUUAAAAACACGAGAAAUGAAUUUUAUUUAAUUUUCAAUUAAUCAAAACAAUUAUCAUUUAAAUUAAUACUCAGAACUACUCAGAAACCCAUUAACAUAUUUGAAAUUCAGACACAAAAAAAUAAGUCCUGACUAACUUUA
This is a messenger RNA of Chironomus riparius, 3121 nucleotides long. NCBI's taxonomy places the organism in Eukaryota, Metazoa, Arthropoda, Insecta, Diptera, Chironomidae. The record is from the annotation of a GenBank genome assembly.